GGGAAUGCAAAGACGUAUAUGUGGGCCACAGUAACCCUGUCAGAGUUUCUGAAGAAGUGGGGCCGUAUUCAGAAUUGAUGAGUGGACAAGUCAGCAAUAACACUAGCUGCUGGGCCGUGCCGACGCUGUGCUGCAGCCUCCUCAAGACCACGUUGCCAUCUUCUAUUGACCAGUUCUUCACGCGUUUCGGCUUUAAGACAAUACUCGGGAAUCCCACACCAACUUAUCACGAUGGCUUUGUAGUUCCCAGAAGCGUCUACGUUCGCACCCCGUGUAUUUUCAUCAUCACCGCAGCCCUGUUCAAUGAGAACGCAGACGCAAACUUUACGUUCGACCUUCAGAAAAUUGAUCAAAAUUACAUGAAUUUCGACGUUACAUGUGAAUAUGACGAGUUUGAGUGCGACGAUGGGCCAUUAAUCACAUGCUAUGAUUCUACCAUCGUAUGUGAUGGGCAUCUGGACUGUACAUCACCGUCUGAUGAACAUGAUUGUAAUUACUGCGACGACGAUUACCCGAUCAUUCUUUCGGCGAGCAACUCGUCUCACGACAUCAAGUAUCCAGGCGGUCUGCUGAGAGGAGAUCCAACCAGCCUACAAUUCACAAGUGCCAACUGUUCCUGGACAGUGCAAGCCAGUAGCGACCAAGUUAUCCGGAUUCACUUCCUGGUUCCAACGACACACGUGUUCAUUGAUGAGUUUCAGUUGAAUUUCAUUGUGGGUUCGCAGACAGCUGCGAACUUUAGAGAAAUACAGCAACCUAGCACGGUGAUUCGCAGCUCGGAGGUCCGAAUCACAUUUUCGAAGUCCAACUUCCAAAGCAACUCUCUCUUUCUUCUCCGGCUUGAGCCCGAAGUUGAAGUGUCGUGUGAGGAUGGGACGGAAUUCAGCUGUGAACCCGAUAAUGUCUGUAUUCCGAUCAGCAAGAGAUGCGAUGGAUUCCCAGAUUGUGAAAGCAAAGCAGAUGAAAUAGGAUGUGUGGGAUGUUCUACAAACGAGUUUCGAUGUUCGGCGGCUGGAGAGUUAUCGUCAUGCGAGAGCCAAAGCUAUCUUUGUGACGGCAGGCCGAAUUGCCCAAAUCUGUAUGACGAGCUCAACUGUGCUAUAUGUGGUCCACCUGUCGAUCUAUCUGGCGGUGGUGUCUACCAGCUGACGUCACCGCGCACCCCAAAAUCCAUACAAAAAGCAUGUGUGUGGUUUGUCCAUGCUUCUUCUGGCAAUCUCAUCAACGUCCGCGUCACCAAUUUUACACUCUCUGACACGGCAACCAUCUUCGUAGGAUCCGGCCACGACCCAAGUAAUCUGAGCUCGACAAUCGUAAACAAGACAAAAAGAGGGACCAUUCGCAGAGGCUUUACAGUGCAAUCGGAUAGGGCCUGGAUUUCAUCCACGGUCCCUUUUUCAUCAGUGAAUGUAUUCACCUUUGAAUUGACACAGUUAAAUGAAGUAGUGCAAUGCAACACCACAACCGAAUUUGCUUGUUCGUCUGGAGUUCAGUGCGUAGCUGCCGACCUACAUUGUGAUUCUGUACGCGACUGCGACGAUUAUUCUGACGAGUUGGGAUGCUUUACGUGUGAUGAAGACCAGGUUUCAUGUGGUCACCAGGACAUGUGUGUGGGAAUACAGCAGAUAUGUGACGUUUUCCCCGAUUGCGCCGGCCACGAAGAUGAAUGGGAUUGCUAUUCCACGUGUGGUCAGCGUCUAGUCAAUGUCAAUACCUCCGCCUUUCUCACUGCAAUUUCCAGAAAAGGUCGUGAGUUCAUCUGCGCGUGGCAAAUUACCAGUGACCUCAACACGUACCUCACUGUGGAGGUUCUUAUGAUGGAAAUCGAAUCUCAGAGCUACAUAACCUUAGGUAAUGGGCACAAAGUGUACUCCCAGACCUCACUGAUCGCUAACGAAACAGACAGACAAGUUGCUGGAACCCUAUAUCUCUUGGACGGAAAUGAAAUGUGGAUGGUGGCGUCUACAUUAUACAAAUUGGACAUGGAAGUUAAGCUUUCUGCUGGGGAAGUUAAAGGUUCUUGUGAUGACCAGAGCUAUCAGACUGGUUCCAAGUGCGUGUCAGGCACUUUACGAUGUGACGGUAGAGCAGAUGUGCCCGACUACUCAGAUGAGGUGGAUUGCGGUUUUUGCGGAGAGACUAAUCUGAAUCUUACCACAAGUGACGAAGUGGUAACAGUCGAAGUUGCCUACGGGAAUAAAGCGGGACAGCAAAUUGUAACAGUCUACGUACACCAUAACCAAGAUAUCCCCCUGGUUAUUGCUAACACUACAUCCAACCUCAGCGAGUGCGUGUGGAAGGUUUCCUCGUCAAUUCGGACUCGAAUAGAGAUCAAUGUUGCCCAUUUUCAAGGAACCAAUCUACGCAUCGGUAACGGCCACGAUCCAAGUGCGGGCGUACCCAUUUUGUCCGAAGGGACUUUGUCGUUGCCUAAGACAAGGUUUUCCUCGGGUUCAGCCUUGUGGGUAGCAACUGAUUGGCAGACUUAUGAAUGGGCAUCUUACAAGUUGCAGUUUACACUUCAAAGUUAUACAAGUAUCGAGUGUGAAGACGAUCAGUUCGUAUGUCAUUCAGGAACUAAGUGUCUGGACCAGUCUUCGGUCUGCAACGAGAUUCACGAGUGUUCACUUUAUACAGAUGAACUCAACUGCACAAGCUGUCCGGAAGAUGAAUUCGCUUGCUCAAAAGGAGAAUGCAUACCUGUCGAUAAAGUGUGCAAUCAGAACUCUGACUGUCAGAAGCUGAAUGAUGAAUUCAUGUGCAGCUAUUGUGGAGAGCCAAAUAUUGUAUUGGAGGCUUCAGUUAGUCGCUUUUUCACAACGAAGGACAGAGAUGGCUAUUACGACUGUUUGUGGACUGUGACUGCGCAGCCCUUCACGCGGAUUAUGGUCACGGUGCUUACACGCACGGAUUCCGAUACCACUUUCUGCGACGGCAACUAUGGCGAGUUCGUCAGAGACAGUAGCCAGAGUCAGUGUACGGUACUGGCCGAGUUGUUAAGAUUCUCGAUUUCAGCAUUCCUCAGAUAUAUAACCUCAAGUGGCCCCUCACUGUGGAUAAAAAAUGGCGGUCGUUCAUUCUACGCUGGCUACACUCUUACAUUUACACUGACGCAGUUUGUGGAUAUUGUGUGCCAAAGUGACGAGUAUAAAUGUCCUUCUGGGAGAACUUGUAUCGACCAAUCCGCUGUCUGCGAUGGCUGGCCAGACUGCCCUGAGUACGAGGACGAAAUGGGGUGUGAAGAAUGUUCUGGGGAGUAUUUAACGUGUGCAGGGGAGAAUGCGUGCGUGGCUAGGUCGGAUAUUUGUGAUGGAGCCGCACAUUGCCAGGAUAAAUCGGAUGAGUUCAAUUGCGGUCCUUGCGGUGACAGCCUUAUCAACAUGACGCUAGGCUUCGCCAAUCUGACCUCGCCCGGGUGGCCAGGGAACUACCUACCAUACCUGAAAUGCUACUGGGUUGCGCUGGCUCCUGAGGAACACAGAAUCCUGGUCAUAUUCCUUGAGUUCGAAACCUCGAGUGGAUAUGAUUAUCUCAGGUGGUCGAAUAAAAUCACGUUUUCUCAGGGCUUUACUAUAACCGGGUCGAAUGCCCCUAGCAGAAUAGCGUCGCGUGGCAAGGAAUUAUCUCUGCAUUUCUUUUCCAACUACGUCGAUGAGAGGAAAGGAUUUUCACUCCAAAUCGAACAAAGACCCAAUGAUCAAAUUUCAUGCGGAGAGGGUGAGAUACAGUGCGAUUACCAGGAGUUUGUAUGUGUACCACAAAACACUGAAGCCCUGCGAUGCCCUAAGAAUUACUGCGGUGAGGAAAUCAUCCAAGUGAAUUCGAUACCAGAGGAGUUUUCUUCGAUUAAUUACCCAAGCGCUAGUUACCUACCUAAUCUCUACUGCACGUGGACAAUUAUUGCAGUGCAGAGUCACCGUAUUAUGGUUGAAAUCGUGGACUUCGACACCGAGCCCAAAUAUGAUAUUGUCACAUUCGAAGGCCACACUUUUUAUGCAAUCUCGCCCUCAACGUUUACUAUGCAUGGCAAUACGAAAGUUCGCUCCAUCGUCUUCAACUCCUCGUCGAUUCUUCUUAGUUUCUCUACGGAUCCUAACUUGGAAAAGAGGGGAUUUCUUUUCUCACUUCAAGGCAACUUUUCGUCGAAUGAGUUUGUUUCGUGUAAUAUGCAUAACGAUAGUCUUUUUGACUGUGAAGACGGGUCGUGCGUUAGUCCACAAGCAAGAUGCAACGGAUUUACGGAUUGCCUCCACGGAAACGAUGAAGAGCGUUGCGACAAUAUCCACUGCCCGGAUUUUUACGCGUGCAAUGCCUCCAGCAAGUGUAUCUACUGGGAGGAAGUAUGUGACGGCACCACCGACUGUGAUUUCGGAGACGACGAGACGGAAUGUGAUACCAAGAGGUGCCCCGAUGGUUGUAAGUGCAACUAUGUCAACAAUAAACUCCAAACUCGGUGUAAGCAAGGUUGGACUCGUGAUAGCAUCAGCAACACAGCGAAAGUGACAGAAGCGCUUGAACUUAUAAAUGGUAACAUCAUUGCACUCGAGUCAGGCAGUUUCAAGGGACUUCCACGUCUGCAAGCGCUGUCCCUCGCAAACAACAACAUCAAGACGAUUGAAUAUCGAGCAUUUGAUGGGUUAAACAUCACAUUCCUGGAUUUAUCGGACAACAACAUAACAUCAAUUCAGCGAAACACCUUCGAGGGAAUCAGACUACUGGAAACAUUGAUUAUGGUGAAUGUUCCCAUCAGUUAUAUUUCUGUGGGAGCUUUCUCGGGACUAUCCAAUCUCAACACUAUUGCGAUAAUCACCAAACAUAACGAAGUUAUCGAGGUUGAAGUGGGAGCAGUUGAUGGCUUACAGUCUCUGCAAACUCUUUACGUUGACGACUACCGAUUGUGCUGUGAUUUUGCCGUGUUACCAAAUUUCUUGGUCGAGGGAAACUGCCGUACUACCGAGUUGCAACCACCACUGAACCUAUGCGGAAGUCUUUUGCAGAACAACGUGUUGCGCGUGGCAUUGUGGAUAUUGGGGUUGAGCGCCCUCUUAGGUAAUGUAGUGGUCAUUAUUUGGAGGAUAAAAGGCGCAGGUGGUAGAGGAGGUAAGAAGACGCAUUCAUUUAUGGUGUUGAAUCUGGCAAUUUCGGAUUUCAUGAUGGGUGUGUAUAUGCUAAUGAUAGCAGCUGCUGAUCUUUAUUAUGGCGAGACGUACUUCCGUAAUGCUAGCGUGUGGCGAUCCACUGUGGUGUGUAAGAUAGCAGGAGUGAUAUCGGUCUUGUCCAGUGAGGCGUCAGUGUUUUUCGUGACACUCAUCAGCAUCGAUUGCUUCCUGUGCAUUGUGUUUCCAUUCAGUCGUGGUAUCCACCUCCGAGAAAGAUCGACGAAAAUUGUGGUCGGUUUGCUUUGGUUUGUGGCUGUUUGCUUGAGCGUUGUUCCUACCGUCUCGGUCUCACCAGAUUCCAAUUUUUAUGGGCUCUCUGAUGUCUGUAUAGGACUGCCUUUCACUACCAAAGCGACCGGGUCAGAAAGCAUCGAAGAGGAUUUAGACACCAAUAAUCCCCUAGGAAGCCAGCAACUUACUUUAAAUCUUGGUACUGACAAGAAACCAGCCUGGAUCCUGUCUGUGGUUCUGUUUCUCGGUGUCAAUCUGGUUUGCUUCUUGCUCGUCUUCUGUUGCUACGUCGCCAUUUUUGUCAGUGUCAAAAGGUCGAGUAAGCUGGUGAGAAAGAGCGCCCACCGAAACCGCGAAAUCAAAAUGGCCGUCAAGAUGGCGCUGAUCGUAGGUACGGAUUUCGCUUGCUGGAUGCCGGUGAUCAUCAUGGGGAUUCUCUCUCAGACUAACACGAUUGACAUAGGAGCUGAUAUGUAUGGGUGGAUUGUUGUAUUUAUCCUGCCAAUCAACUCCUCACUUAAUCCGUACCUGUACACGAUUUACACGGCUUGCACACCGCAAACUACUAGCAAUAGUAAUUCGCAGGACAAACCUGAACCAAAACCCCAAAAGACACGCUCAGUUGAAACAUUGGAAGUUCAACUAUCUGAACUCAAGUAAAAAAAAAUGCACAGCUACUAUGAAACAAUUGAAGAAAACAUUUUCAUAAACAAAAAAUAGAAAACUUAAUUCGAAGCAAUUAUCGUUUUCGCACAUGUCCACAUCACAGAGCAGUGGUAUCAAAUUAUUGAAUUUAAUUUUGCAUGAACAAAUUUAAGAAAAACUUGUAGUAACAAAAGAGUAUCUGAAAAGAACGUUGGUUUCUACAAAAGAACAUGCACCAUAUAUUAACGUACUUCGCGAAUAACGAUUUUUUUUGGACUUUUUUUCAUCGUGUUAGACUGAGAAAACUUUGCAAAGUGUUUAUAGAAUUGUAAUGAUUCUUGUAUUUCCUCAUAUUUUAAGCUUUCUCUUUUCAUUUGUAUAUGAAGCAUCUUUAACGACCACUUUUAGCGAUCAGUUUAUGUGUUUUUUCUUAAACAUAAGUCUAUUUAUUAAAGAAUAAACAGGGAGUUACUUAAAGAUUCUCUUGGAGGACAGGAGGAAAACCAACAUUUCAAACACAUCAAGUCAGAUUUUUAGCAAGUGGAAAGUCAAACUGGGCUUUGCGGUCAAAAUUUAGAAAUAUGUGACGGUUGGGAAUAAUGAAGGAUUAUAAGUUUAAAAAAUACAUUGUUUUUGCAAAUACUAAAUUAAACAUUGUUGCACAUUGAUGUACUUUUUUUAAUCUACACCUUUCUCAUGUCUCAACCAUAUUCAUACAGUAGCUUAUUAUAAUGUCAGACAAUCGUCUAUCUGUUGUGACAGUGUUCCAGUGUCGUACGCUAUUUAACCUUAUAGAUCUCUGUCAGUUUCGGUAAAAACAAAUAACAAUUAUAACUGUAAAGUUGUCAAAACAGUUUUGAACGGGUUAAGAGUUCAGUUUAAAAUCAAAGCAUUCAUUUUUGUUUCUUUAUAGAAGCCUGCAUGAGAUGCCUUUUGAGUAAUGUUGAAUAAGUGAAAUAUUAAUUACCGCAUGUUUGAGCUAUUUAGCUGGGUCAAUAACAAUAGCUGUCAUGGACAUUACAAAGCAACCUGGCAAAUAGCUUUGAUAUCACUCGGUUCUUAUACAGCGUCAAUUUAUGAUGAGCGUCAACAUUUGCCAUUGGCGCGAUGCAGCUUGGUAUAGCAGAAACAAAUUAGACGGCGAAAUUCCUCGACCAUCCUAAAGCCCGGUUCAUGUUUUAUGCGAAUGCGAAGUGAAUUUGACGUCAUGAAACAUUCGCUGCGAAAUUCGCCGGAGUUGAAAUACGUCACAGAUUCGCUUUCGCGCCGAGUAUGAACCGGGCUUUAAUAAGCUGCCGCUGUAGUUUUUCUCCUUCUUGCUCUUACUUUUAGGCCUUCAAUUGUUAUUAUUUAUUCGACCAAUAGAAUCACAAACACAGAGAUUGGCCAGGGUCAGCAAAAGUAAACAUAUUGUGUUCCGCGGACCUGCUGCCUCACAUCAAAGUGCUUUAAAAUACUCGAAAUAUGAACAAUGAUUCGAAUUUUUGUGCAGAUUGAAAAUGAAAUGAAGUGUGCCUGCCUAACUUGGAGCGAAAAGAAGACGAGAAAAGAACAGAAAGCAGCAGUCGGGAGGAGGAAAUUCGCACAGUGGCGAGAGAGUUAAAUUCUUCAACGCCAUUUUUAAAAGAUAAAUGUUGUUUUUGAUGACUAGACACUGGGUGGCAGGUACAGGCUUCUCCUUCACGUGCAAUGCUUUUAUCUGGUAUCUGUAAAUUUUAACUAAUGUAUUUUGUAUUCAGUGUACUUCCCUUUCUAUAAGCUUUGCGAGCAUUGUAAUUUCUUCAUCUGGAGAUUAAUAAAGUUCUCUUAUGUCUUAUGUCUUAUGAGAGUA
Molecule: messenger RNA, 7866 nt
Organism: Patiria miniata (bat star)
Lineage: Eukaryota; Metazoa; Echinodermata; Asteroidea; Valvatida; Asterinidae
Exons: 29
Coding region: 78-6050 (1990 amino acids)
Biological process (GO): G protein-coupled receptor signaling pathway
Cellular component (GO): membrane
Molecular function (GO): protein binding; G protein-coupled receptor activity
Source: RefSeq, a predicted model, not a curated record